AUGUUCGAUGUUGGCGGUCAACGAAGUGAGAGAAAGAAGUGGAUACACUGCUUCGAGAAUGUCACAUCAAUCAUCUUUUGUGUGGCUUUAAGCGAAUAUGAUCAAGUCCUACUCGAGGAGAGCAGUCAGAACCGAAUGAUGGAGAGUUUACUCCUUUUUGACUCGGUGGUCAACUCACGGUGGUUCAUGCGUACUAGCAUCAUACUGUUCCUCAACAAGGUUGACAUUUUCAAACAAAAGCUGAGCAGGUCUCCGCUAGGCAACUACUUUCCCGAUUACUCGGGUGGUAACGAUGUCAAUAAAGCAGCCAAGUAUCUACUCUGGCGAUUCAACCAGGUCAAUCGGGCACAUCUAAACCUGUAUCCCCACUUGACGCAAGCGACAGAUACGUCAAACAUUCGACUCGUUUUCGCAGCAGUCAAAGAGACUAUCUUGAAUAACGCACUUAAGGACUCGGGCAUUCUUUGA
This is a messenger RNA of Fusarium musae, 468 nucleotides long. RefSeq names its product G protein alpha subunit. Gene Ontology annotation, cellular component: heterotrimeric G-protein complex. Gene Ontology annotation, biological process: adenylate cyclase-activating G protein-coupled receptor signaling pathway. The transcript has 3 exons. The record is from RefSeq and is a predicted model, not a curated record. Lineage: Eukaryota; Fungi; Ascomycota; Sordariomycetes; Hypocreales; Nectriaceae. Bases 1 to 468 code for a protein of 155 amino acids. Gene Ontology annotation, molecular function: G protein-coupled receptor binding; G-protein beta/gamma-subunit complex binding; GTP binding.